Cynara cardunculus var. scolymus (artichoke) is the source of this 848-nucleotide messenger RNA. Its product is annotated as secoisolariciresinol dehydrogenase-like. The coding region runs from base 35 to 832 and encodes 265 amino acids. The record is from RefSeq and is a predicted model, not a curated record. Gene Ontology annotation, molecular function: oxidoreductase activity. The transcript has 2 exons. Lineage: Eukaryota; Viridiplantae; Streptophyta; Magnoliopsida; Asterales; Asteraceae.
AUUUGCGCCAACAGACAAAUUUAGUGGCAGCAUCAUGGCUUCUUCCACUCCAAAAUCAAGACUUGAAAAUAAGGUUGCUAUUGUUACCGGUGGAGCUCAUGGCAUUGGAGAAUGUAUUGUGAGGUCUUUCGUAAAGCAUGGAGCGAAAGUGGUUAUUAUUGAUGUCAAAGAUGACUUGGGAGAAUUGAUUUGCCAAGAAUUGGGUACUGAGUUAGUGUCUUUCGUUCACUGCGACGUAACCCUUGAAUCAGAUGUAGAGAAUGCCAUCAACACCACCAUCGCUAGGCAUGGACAACUCGACAUCAUGGUUAACAAUGCAGGGAUUAUUGAUGAGCCAAAACUUAGCAUUUUAGACAAUAGCCUUAUAGAUUUUGAACGUGUUAUUAGUGUCAAUCUAACCGGAGUGUUCUUGGGAACCAAACAUGCAGCACGAGUGAUGAUCCCAAAAUGCAGCGGAAACAUCAUCACGACUGCAAGUGUAGCUUCCGUCACGGGUGGGUGUACAACUCAUGCUUAUACAAGUUCAAAGCAUGGUGUGGUUGGACUAGCAAAGAAUGUUGCCGUAGAACUAGGGAAGUAUCAAAUUCGUGUUAAUUGCAUAUCACCCUAUUUUAUCCCAACUCCAAUAGCACUUAAAUUCUGUAACUUGGAUGAAAACUCAAGUGUUUUCUCAAACCUUAAGGACAAGAAGCUUGGAGCACAAGAUAUUGCAAAUGCAGCUCUUUUUCUAGCAAGUGAUGAGUCUGGGUAUAUAAGUGGACAUAACUUGGUUGUAGAUGGUGGUUACUCUGUUAUUAAUCCCGCAUUUGGUUUGUUCUCAUGGACAGGAUAGAUUCCUAGAUCAUUAC